Molecule: messenger RNA, 9495 nt
Organism: Pecten maximus
Lineage: Eukaryota; Metazoa; Mollusca; Bivalvia; Pectinida; Pectinidae
Product: platelet binding protein GspB-like
Exons: 10
Coding region: 606-4331 (1241 amino acids)
Biological process (GO): negative regulation of MAPK cascade; protein dephosphorylation
Cellular component (GO): cytoplasm
Molecular function (GO): MAP kinase tyrosine/serine/threonine phosphatase activity; protein tyrosine/threonine phosphatase activity
Source: RefSeq, a predicted model, not a curated record
GACUUCAUGUGGUAAAGUUUAGCUAAUGACCUCAUAUUUAUAUAUAUGUGUUGAUGAGUUUAAAAUGGAAAUCUAGGACUUUUUUAGGCAACGUAUUUUACCAUGUCUUGAAUGUGUACUCGGUGAACCCGUUUUUGACCUCAAGAUUGGGCUGUCAGUCUAAAGCAGCAGACGAAUCUCCUCCGAAAUAACGACAACAGAAGUUUAAGUUGGUAGCAGACUGACACAGUUUCCAUAGAAAGAAAAAUCAGCUGUUCCAGUAGUUGACCAUCAACAGGAUAGAAAAUGAUUGUAAAUGUACUGAGGAUGUGCCCAGUGCCUGGUGAAAGAGUAGAAAAGCAGGAUCACCCCUGGAGACAACCGGAGUAAAAAGACAAUCAAAUCAAGCACAGACACCUAGUCAGAAGAAAGCAGGCAGCCAUGUGAAUGAAAAUCACAGCAACUUUUAAAACUUAUUUCUUUUAAAAAAGUUACAGAAAAGUUGUGAAGAUGGUUUUACGGAUUUCUUCAAACUUCAGAAAAGCUUAAGAAAUUUCCCUGUAACAUAGAGGUAGUGAGGAGAAUGGGGAUUUUAAUAUUGUGCAUUUAGAAGUCAGAUCUACACCAUGUACACGUUUAUGGACCAGCUUGUGGACUGUGAGGCUUUAGACUCCAGUAACCAGUGUGAAGAGGAGGCAGUUGAGGUCGAAGGUCAAGGGGAACCUGCCUGGAAUCUUGUCGACAGUGACUCCCUUGUAGAACUUCUCAAGGCAGGCCUUGAUAAGGUUCUUCUGAUUGACAGCCGUUCCUUCCUAGAGCACAAUACAUCUCGGAUCCAACAGUCGGUCAAUGUCUGUUGUUCCAAGUUGGUCAAACGAAGGCUUCAACAGAACAAGGUCCACAUUAAGGAGUUCCUGACACAAACAUGCCAUAUCGACAUAGAGGAAUACAGUGAUGUUAUUGUUUAUGAUCAGUGUACGGAGUUACCUGCCCUUCUCACCAGUGACAACUUCCUUAUCGUCCUUCUCCGAAAACUCAUGACAUGCUCUUUGUUCAAAAGUGUGGCUUUGUUGAAAGGUGGAUAUUUGGCUUUUCAAGCCAUGCAUCCCAUGUUGUGUGAAAACAAAGGCACGAGCAGCUACAAAUGUGCACCCCUAACAUCACUGUCCCAGCCAUGUCUGCCUGUCAGCAAUGUGGGGCCCACUCGGAUACUGUCCUUCCUGUACCUGGGCUCUCAUCGCGACGCCAUGUCUCAGGACAUCAUACAGGUGAACGACAUCUCGUACAUACUAAACGUCAGUACCACCUGUCCUCAGCCACCCUUUAUACAGGAGGGACACUUCUUCCGCAUUCCAGUCAAUGACAACUAUAGUGCUAAGAUGAUGCCGUUCUUCGAGGAAGCAUUCCAAUUUUUAGACAAAGUGCGAGAGGCUAAUGGCUGUGUGCUAGUUCACUGUUUGGCCGGAAUCUCACGGUCACCAACACUAGCCAUCGCCUAUGUCAUGAAGCAUCUCAACAUGUCCUCUGAUGAUGCUUACAGAUAUGUUAAAGACAAAAGACCCACAAUCUCACCAAAUUUCAACUUCUUGGGACAGUUGUUAGAGUUUGAAAAGAAUUUCAGAAAUAAUGAAGAAUCAAAAGCCAAAAGGGACACAUUUUGUCGACCAAGUGAAGUGCGAAACAUGUCAAUGACAAUGGAUUUGCGUAGCCCUUCAUCACCUGUGGCUAAACUUAAAAAACCUUUCUCGUUUGAUUUGAUGGGUUCCUCUAUGGCCACUCAGGAGGCAUCCUUACCCUGCUCUGGACUAAAAAGGGAUAAUAACGACAAUCUUCCUUUUGAUGAAGAUAGAGGACGUGACUUUGGACUGUCACAGCCGAUCAGAAACAUGAAGAGAUCAAUGUCUCAUAACCUUGACCUCAGCCACACUGGACAUGACACAAGUAACAGUAAUACUGUUAACACUGACAAGCCAGACCAGUCCCAAUGUAAGACAUUCAGCCGUGGCUCUAGUCCCUUCGCUCAGGCUCUUCUCCCACUUUGUGAAUCUCCGGUCCCAAUGACACCAUCUUCAGAAAUGCCUCCAUUCCCAUUUGGACUCACCAAUAUAAAUUCAUCAAGUAGCGCUUGUCCAGAAUCUCUCAAUAAAGAGAACAACACAGAAAAAGAAAGUCAGUUAAUUGCUUCAUCUCCUCGCUCAAAAACAGCUGGCAUGAGGACAUUUAUGUUGCCCCUGUCACCUGUGACACUACCAUCUGAGAACUUUGUGUCCUCUGUAAAUGCCUCCAUCACUGAAACAAGUAGCAGUGGUGGUAGUAAUGCUAAACAUGUUGUGAUAGAACGGAAACGCACUUUAGUGACCUCUCCUUUAUCUGUUUCACCUGGAAGAAAAUUCUCUAAGCCUUUCACAUUACCGUUAUCCCCAGUGCUGUCGCCAUCCAUUGAUGGCAUUCCAGAAUCUACAACAGGUGCUGAGCCUGCAUCUCAUAAACAGUCCAGACCUUGUGAAUUGUCUAUUUCUCAAGAAUCAUCUUUAGAACAGUCCAGCAAACAAGACUUUGGACCUGUUUCUAUGACUACAGAUUUAGGUAAGACAGUUACAAGGAAGCAAGAAGUGACAAAACAUUCAGUAUGUGAAACACAGGUGUCAUCUAGCAGUACAUCAAUUGUGUCUCAAAGUUUUGUGUCGUCUAAACGCAAAAUUUCCACCAAAGCAUUCCAUUUGUCUCUAUCUCCAAUAACACUUCCAUCUCCUGAUUCCAGCAGUCGCUCAUUCAUGGACCCGAGGAAUGAAUUAGACAAAUCACCAUCAAGGCAUAGAUUGCCAUCAAUGGAACAGGAGAAAGGAUCCCUUUUAUCACUUGGAUCAUCUAAUGAACUGACUAAAUUUAGCAAAGCAGAGCGUGUCAGUAGAUCUCUAGGUUUGACAGUCAUGUCACCUGAAAGUGAAACAAUGUCCAUUUCUGUGAGUGAGAAAUCAUUUGUUGACAAGAACUGUGCAAUAUCUUCACCUCUGAGGCCAUCAGAAUUGAACUGCUUUUCAAACAGUGAAACUUCAUCAUCAGAAAUGAUGACAAUGACAGAUUUUUCAGGAUUCAGCAGCAGGGAGUUAAAAUCUUGCCCCACUGCUACAAUCACCAAAUCUCAGCUUCGACCAACAUUCUCCUUACAGCUUGGUGUGGCACCAGCUGUUUCUAUGAAACCAGACACAGCAGAGAAGUCAAGAAAAGCUACAGUGAAUUGCACGACUUCGUCCUCUGUGGCAGACCCAAGUCCAGAGUCAAGUGACAUUGGUAGUAACUUAUCUCAAGAGCAGACAAAGUCAAAGAAACUGGGGACUGGAAUGAGUCAGUUGUGUCCAGCUGCUUCUCCUCAGACAAUUCAGUCCCCGUCUGCAGCAUUAGCUCGCCUCCAUUUUGAAAAUGCAAUCUCAGAGCGAACAGAAACUGUUACAAUGGAAAAUAUUUCAGAGGCGAUCAAUUUUCCAUCUACCUCUCUGGACAAGUUGAACUUUACACCCUGUUUUGCAAAAUCACAUUCAUCAUCACCAUCUUUAUCACCAUCAUCGUCAAUGUCACCGUCUUUGCCGGUAACCACCAGUAUUUCAGUGUCGUCAGUGGGCAGUAGCAAUGCAAUGGACAUAGGUUCUCCUCUCAGUUCUCCCAUGGUAGUCAGCAGCACAGUAUCUUCAUCUACAUCUGCUACGUCAACCUCAAAGGUCAUGCUCAGGUCAAAGGGUAAUAGGGCAAAAAAGUCUUUAGUACGUCCAGCAAGUAUAGCGUUUUCUACGUAUCCUACGUGUGAUCUCGGUUCUGAUUGUCAGGAAUCACCUAGUUCUGGGAGCAACACUUCUCAAGAUGAUGCAUCUGAUAUGUAUAUGGUACAAAAUGGAAAGCGAUCCAAACCUUCUGUAGACUCAGAUUGUGCAAGUCGCAGUCAUUAUGGACGUUACUCUGAACGUGAGGUUUACAAACAGAUUACAGCAGCGAUGGAAAGUGCUAUGUUCAGGACACAAGUGUAUGAGGCAAGUAGAAAAACGCGUAGCAUGGAUGACAUUUUAAAUGGAGAACAGGAACUUUCAGAAUCUGACUGUGUGUGUACACCAUUUGGAAAGAUUCCACGACGAUGUGCAGACAGAAUGUCAUCAACAGGACUGUUUGAGAAUUUGCCUUGUCGUUGUCGAGGGGGACAGGAUAUCUACCAAUCGAAUAGCAGCAUAUCAUCGAGUGGCAGUCACAGCUCACUACAUGGCAGCCUAGAACUCAUUCAGGGACAAGAACAGGUAGAGGAUGGGUUUGGACAUCUGGCUACACAGCCUCCUAGUGGCUGGAUCUGGUGUACACAGCCUCCUUAGAAACUUGGGCAUGGAAGCCAUCGUAUGACAGCACUGUGUUCCAUUGAUCAUCCUGCACAGCAGAAAUUCUCAGGACUACGACCGUCAUUGUCACGCCGAUAUUUGUCUACACUUAGUCCCACCUAGUAUUAUGAGGGUUUAGUGCCUUACACAGAAUAUCAUGUGAUUCAUGCCAUAACUACCUGAACAUAGUCUUGUUUCUUAUUGUUGUCACAUUAUGUCAGAGCAUAAAAGGGAUUGUUUGACCGAUACAAAGAAUGUUAGUGAAAUGAGGUUUAACUUUGUCUCUUGUGUGUUACUAAAUUCACAAAUUCAAGAUAAUUUUUUAAUAUUGUACAACUAGAUUUUGUUAAUUACUUCUGAAACACCUCCCAAUCAGGUAGUUCCAAUACUGUUAUUAUUGUCCAGAUUGUUAAAAGUUCUUUUAAUUUAAAACAGAAAGUGUUGCUCAGGUGGAAGAUGUGUUGUUAUUAUCAUUGAUAUUACCUCAGCUUGACUUAUCUCACCUCUCCUGAUUUUGUAGGUUAUUUUUAAUGAUUGCAUGGAGAUCCUUGUAUUACAUUAAAAUUUUGUUUCUUCUGUCUUUUGUAGCCAAAAAUAUGCUUUAUUAUUCAAAUAUGAUAAAAAAUAUGAUAAGAAAUAUGAAAGGACACUUACUAGAAAUAUUUCUUGGAAACACUACAUUGUGAUUUUGCCUUACAAAGUCCACUAUGGUAAUAAGUGUACCAUCACAAUGCUGUUCUUCCUAAUAUCAGAUAAAAAUACAAUUUUUACCUCAAUCAAAACUUCUCAGAUGUCAGAAGUGAAUGAAUAUGUAAAGAAUUCAAACAUUUUAGUCGAGGAUAAGCCAUCUACCCCCAAACUUGGUGAAGAACAAAAACACACUUAAUGAUAUAAAUCUUCAGUCUAAAAGAAAACAUUUCAAACUUUAUAGACCAAUUGUUAUGAUAGAAACGAUAGCUGUCAGUAUUACCACUCGCUACAAAACAGAGUUAUGUUGUUUUGAAAAAUAGUUUCCUUGUUGCAAAAUGGAAACUUUUGCACUACAUGUGAGUUGAUGUGACAACACAUUUACCAAGUGGUACCUAGCAUUAACUCUCACAAGUCUGCUGAUCCACUGGUAUAAAUGUCUAAGGUAAUAUUUCACUACACUCCAGGACAGGCUACAGGACACACCUAAUAUACCCAAUCACAGGUCAAGGUCAGAGGAACCAAGCUUACCAUUACAGUUUAUGUUAUUUAAAAAGAAUUUGAAAGAAAAAAACCAAAAAAAAAACCCACAAUUUUGUUUUAAGAAAGGCAUUAAAAUGAAUCUGAAGCCAAUGAAAUAUUUAGGCGUAGUUUGUUGGAAGUAUGCUCCCAUCUCAUUACAAGGCCUAAUGUAAUAGGAAGAGGCAAUGUAAAAUACUCUGCCUGCGCUGGGCCUCAAACUAGUCACCUUUCCCUCUCAAAGCAAACAUCUUACCACUAGGCUAAAGGGAAAUUCACGCUAGCCUGAUCUAGUAAGGCGACCUUAUACUCUCUACUUUUACACUACUCCCUCCUUCACAAAGUCUUCAUCCCCAAAGACAACCACAACCCAUCCCAGGUUCUAUAGCUCCACGGAAGCCUCUCAAUCUCUUAUAGCUUACACUUGGAGUGGUCAACAGCACCAAAUCUGUAAUAGGAAGGAGUAAUGAAAAAUACCCUGCCCGUGCCAGGACUGUAAUAAGCGACCUUUUGCUCUUAAGGCAAACAUCCUACCAUUAGACUAAAGGGAAAUUCCCGUUAGUCUGAACUAGUAAGUUGACCUUAUACUCUCCACUUUUACAGUAUUACACAGUUAUUGAAAAGGGUACUUUUCUAUUAUCAUUAUUACGAAAAUGAGUCUUAACUCAAAGCAGGAGGUGGAGCUAUAGCACGACAAAUAGCAAUGUAAUAGUCCUGAGUGUGCUUAUUAGCCAACCUGGGCUUAUUGAUGGAUAGAUACAGUAUUUAGGGAAGUAAGUAUUAACAAAAAUGUCAUAAGUGUAUAGUUUAGUUUGACUUAAGUGUUGUGGAACAUUUUUCCUGACAGGGAAAUGUGAUAUAGAGGGAACUUUGACAUUUAUAAAAUACAAACAAAUAAAUAAUUUGAAAGAUCAAAUUUGAAUACUAUACAGCCAUCCCCUGGUAUCAUAAAAGAUUUAACCUACUGAUAGGUUGUCCGUUACCAAGCCAGUUUACGAAGAUGGACGUCUCUGAGGCAACGUAAGAAAAUCUUCACAAUUGUCAUUGUUUGAAUUGAAACAGGUAAUUUUUACAUGUAAUACAUUGAAAAACUGGCAAUAAGAAAAAAGAGCGAGGAGUUAAUGUCAUUGUACCUACAUGAUAUACAUAGUAUAAAACAAAAAUCAAAUUACAUUGAAACUGUGUAAUUUAAAAUAUAAAACAUGAUAUUACAUGACUUACAAUAGUAUUUAUACAUGUAAAUUGAAAAAGAAUUGUAGAUUUUUGUAUGAAAAAGAAAAAAAAAAGUUUUUAAAAGUCUCCUAGAUAUAAGGAUUAAAAUCCUUUAGUAUCGUUGUUGUAGUUUUCAAAUGUUCGAUAUUCUAGACUAUGAAGAAACUUUGUGUUUUAGAUUAUAUGGUUGUAAUAAAUGAUAAAAAAUGAGCAAACACUUCAUGGUUGUUCCAUUGUUCUAGUUUUACUAUGACAUAUUGUCCAUUUUGAUAUGAAAUAUCUGGUACAUGUAUUUAGGGUAAGGGGAGGCAAUCAAAUUCGGUAUCUCUCCCAAAUCACUUGACAGACAACAAACUUUGUUAAAGUAUAGUUUUUUUGUUUUUUUUUUUAAUUACAAAAUGAAAAAUAGUUUAAAGCGUGUAUCUAUUAAUAUGAUAUUCAUAGUAAAAAAGAAAGCUUGAAUUGAAUUUUGGGAUUUUUGUGAUCUUGAUUGUUGCAAUAAAAGUAAGUAUUGUUGUGUCUGUAGUUAUCUGACAGGAGAUUGUUGGCUUACCUGGCUGUGACCACAAGUGUUUAACCUGACCUAGCUUCUUAGCUGCCUUGCUAAAGGUUUGCUUUAGAACAUAAUGCCUUGCUAUGAUCUCCUAUUCAGGGGCUUUUAAAGGGAGAUAAUGCAUAUGAUCGGCUCUAAUACACACUAUGCAUUGGUACCAUAUCAGAGAAACAUUAUUGAAUAUGGUUUUAAUUACUUAAUUCAUUAAUGUGUAAUUGCAGUAAAGAUUUUUUUUUAUAAUUGUAUCAUUGUUGAUAAGAAGUAAAGUCAGUGUAUAUUAGAAUCCCCAAUGUAAAAUAGUGAGUAGUAUCGGUGAUCUGCUGUCGUUAAGUUUUGUGAAUAUCAAGUAGGAUUUUUUCUCUGGUCAUAUCAUUACACAGAGUACACAAAACAAAAUCUAAUUAUGAUUAAUUAUAUGCCUCAGUUGAUGUUUAAUUUUGACAUCUGAACCACGACUUAUUGACAAGGUAUGCACAACAAAUAAGUAUUUGAGUCAAUGUUUAAUAUUAUAUUUGUUUUGUAUUGAUAACGCUCGUUUUUGUAAAUUCUUACCUUUCAUAUAUGUGCAAUUUAAUGAUGUAUUUAGAAAUGUAAGUAAUAUUUUCAAAUGCAAAAUUCAGUCUAGUCCUUUGUUCAGUACACUGUCUUUAAAGAUACAUGUAGUAGGUACAUAUGACAAUGUUUUGUUUUCUUAUUUAUUAGACUUAUGAGAUUUUGUCUUAGAAAUAAGUAUUUGUUAUUGAAAUUAUGAAGGUUGUUUUUUUGUGUGUAUUUUUUCCAUUGUAAAAAGACAUGUUGGUGAUGAGAAAGUAUACAUGAACCAGUAUUUCACUUGGCAGAGAGAAGUGAUAAUUAUGUAUCCUUCAUUCUAUAUAAAGUAUCAUUUUCAAGUACAUCAAUGCAAUAUAAGUAGGUAUAUUCAAUUAUUCAAUGAUUUAUUUACACAUAGCAGUUAUUGUCUCUGGUCAUGAGUCCAUAAGACUAUUCCCUCCUUUGAUAACCUAUUGUGUAUGAAUGAGUUGGGUGUUAGGUGUUUCCACUGAUAGAAGUGGUAUAGUGUUUUUAUGUAUGAGGAGAAUUUUUAGGAAAUAUUAAUGUGUAUAUUGUGAAAAGUUGUUUGUGAUUUUCUACUCUAGCACUCCUGUUAUUGUACCACAUAGCAGAUUUUAUAGGAUUUCUUAUUAGAUUUUUCCCAUUUACAUAAAAAUUACCAUACCAUGAUAUUGUGUCGUAUUUAACACUGGAACAUUUUUUGUCUGUCUUUUUCAUCAAUAAAAAAUGAAAAUAGUUUUUUUCUUGGGACCAAUUCAGUGUCACCAUAGUAUUUCAGUGCAAAACAUCACCUAAAGUCCUUAGUGACUUGUCAACCUAAGUCAUUUCAAAUAAUUGGUAUGUACCCAUUUUAAAAGCCCAAUAUUUGACUGUGUAUUGUACGGGUAAAUAAGAUUAUACAAUCAUGGUAUGGUAACUUUGUUCAUCUUUAUCGUCAAACCUGGCUUGAUGCAGGUUUUAUUUGCUGUAAAAUUUAAAAAAAAAUGCUGAUCAAUCAGCCAUCUAAUAUUUUUAUUGAUUGCAUGAAAUUUCAUCAUUAGUCCCCUGCUAGUGAAACCGGUGGGGACUAUAGAUUUCCUCUUCGUCCAUCUUGUACAUAAUGCCAAAGUUUGCUAGUGCUCUAGAAGCUUCAUUCUUUGAAGGAUUUUGAUCAAACUUCACCCAAUGAUAAAGAACCAUAAUGUCGAGUUCUGGGUCAAGGUAAAAGUCACUGCUACUAUUUUUAGCAGAAGGUAGUAGGGGAAUGUGUUGCUUUAGCCAGAUUGCAGUAGAUUCUGAUUUAAGAACUGGGUGUACAGCCCAGGGAGAAUGGUUUAGAGAUCUGUGAUUCUUUAUGAGCUUCAUCAUUUAUGAUACUUUUAAGGAAGAACACCUGUUAUCAUAUCAUUUACAGCAAACAAAAUCUCCAGGUACCAAGUUUGUUCAUCUAUUUUGCUGUGAUUUUGUAAAUUUUAGAGUUUAUAUCAACUAUAUAUAUAUCCCUAAUGUUAUUUGUACAUUAUCCAUAUUAUUAUGACAAAAGUCAUCAUACAAUAUCUAUAUAUAAAUAAAUAUAUAUAUAUAUUGGUUAAUUAAUUCCUGUUCACAGUAAUUAGUUAUACAUGGUGAAGUGGUCAAAUAAAAUGUUGUUGGAAUUUA